This is a messenger RNA of Daldinia caldariorum, 3883 nucleotides long. RefSeq lists its product as uncharacterized. Gene Ontology annotation, cellular component: membrane. The coding region runs from base 361 to 3732 and encodes 1123 amino acids. Gene Ontology annotation, molecular function: calcium ion binding. The record is from RefSeq and is a predicted model, not a curated record. The transcript has a single exon. NCBI's taxonomy places the organism in Eukaryota, Fungi, Ascomycota, Sordariomycetes, Xylariales, Hypoxylaceae.
CUCCCUCCUUUCGUCAUUAUCGAAUCUCGCGCGCUUCACGCAGCCUCUUGAGAUGGCAGUCCGCCUUCCGACCCAAGGCAGGGCAGGGCGUGAUGAGGCGAGGCGCAAGGGAGAGCACGAUGUCAUCGUUGAAGAAUGGCCUCCUGGUAUACUGUUGGCCUCCAGGCCGACAUCGAUGCCUUUGCAACUUCUCCUGUUCAUUCACCGUUUCAACCAUAGCAUAAUGUCUGGUCAUACGAACGACUACUACAGCAUCUGAUCCGAUCUAAACCUACUUGUUGAAAGCUCUGUAUAGCUAGCUCAUUUGGUGUGGUAUUUCACUCUCAUGCGAGCAGCUUCAGCAGCUGUAAAUACAUCACGAUGGUGGCAAAGUGUAAAGAGGUCUUCGCGUUCGGCGCGGCGGUAUGGUCGAUACUCGUCGCGGCUACUCCAGUCGACUACUUCCCCAUCAACUCACAACUACCACCCGUAGCCCGCAUCUCAGAAGCAUUCGAAUUCACCUUCUCUCCACUGACGUUCUUCUCCAAAUCCGAUAUCACGUAUCGGCUCGGCAAGGCACCGAAAUGGCUCUCGAUCGACAGUUCCUCGAGGCGGCUUUUCGGAACGCCGAGCGACGAAGACGUUCCGCCGGGCGAGGUGGUGGGCAUCCCGAUCGAGCUGAUAGCUGAGGACGAGACGGGGUCCGCGACGGCAAAUCCGACUUUGGUGGUAUCCAGGAAUCGGCCGCCCGUCGUCGAAGUGCCCAUCUCGAAUCAGCUCCCCAAGCUCGGGACGUACAUAGCGCCAUCUACAUUACACCUUCACCCUUCGAAGCCGUUCUCCUUCAGCUUCGACGAGCACACGUUCCGAACUGACAGCGGAGACGGCGGACUAAACUACUAUGCGGUCUCCGGCGACAACGCACCUCUACCCUCGUGGAUCACCUUCGAUGCCGGAAAACUCUCCUUCUCCGGCAAAACGCCCCCGUUUGAAUCCCUCGUCCAACCUCCCCAGACGUUCACUUUCCAGCUAGUCGCGUCCGACGUCGUGGGGUUCGCAUCCGUCUCGGUGUCUUUCUCGAUAGCGGUAGGGAGCCACGAACUAACCGCCGAGCCGCCGGUAGUCAAGCUCAACGCGACGCACAAAAAGCCCUUCGAAUACAAAGACCUGAAAAACGUGCUUAAGCUUGAUAAGAAGCCUCUGAAGCCGGAGGAUACCGUGACCAUCACCGCGUUUGAUCUACCGACAUGGUUGUCCUUCGACAACAAAACCUGGGAGUUGGCUGGCACGCCCAAGACAGCAGCCGAGUCGUCUAAUAUAACUAUAGCCGUGACGGACAAAUAUUCCGAUACUCUGAAUCUCACCAUCUCGAUUCAUUUCGGCCUAUUCAUCUCGGACCUGCCCGAUCUCAAUCUCAAAGCAGGCGUGGACUUCUCGUUUGACUUGAAGAAAUACCUCUCGAAGCCCGAGGACAUCCGGGUUACGAUAGAGGACGAAUUCGGGGCCUCGUGGGCCGAUUUCAACUCUUCCUCAUUGCUCCUAUCGGGCUCUGUUCCUAAGCAUAUAACAGAAAAGGCUCGUGCCACGCCGCACAUCGUCUUCAGCGCAACUUCUAAGAACACAAACGAGACGGAGACCAAAACUAUGAAUAUUUAUCUUACCGCUUCUCCUACCGCUGCACCCGAACCAAGCGCCGAGCCGGAAGAGCCCAACACGGACGACUCGAACAAGAACCUGCUCUGGCUGCUUAUAAUACCGAUCUUCCUCAUUUUCGCCGGCAUCGUACUUCUCCUCUUCUACGUCCGGCGGCGGCGACAACAGCCGAGGCGGAUAGAUGUUAGGGAGGUAUCCGGGCCCGUGCCGGGAAGCUUCACUGGCCAUCAUCCUUCCGAAAGCCGCAAGGUCCCGGUUGUUAGGAUAAUAGAUAUAGCGCCGCCGCGGGAUUCCGAGAGCACAGCCGCGCAGAAGCAUCGCGUGUCGAUGAGUGGCUCGAACCGGCGCUCCCAGACCGCGUCGAGCCCGAGCUUGACCGGGAGCAUGAUCCCCCACGCCAUGAUGGCGAUGUACUCCAGGGCGAAGUCGCCCGAGCACAGCGUCAUUCUGGAAGCGAGUAGCUCCUUGUCGGCGGGACGGGAUAACGCCUCGUCUCCGCAAACCGUAGGGGGAACGGACGAAGCCAGCCUGCUUUCGGACACCAGUAUUGGCGAAGCGGAUGCGUAUAUCGCGGAAGCACAGUCUUAUAUCAUUGCCACGAGGCCCCGAAACGACGCGUUCCAGAGCCUCUCGGUCCCGAUAAAUACCGAAUCUUUUAGUAUACAAAACACGCCGGAAAUUGCCUAUACGGCAAAUCCCAGAUAUGACACCGAUUCGAACAGCGCGGUCCCGCCAGCGGUAGGCUACGUGGUACGGCCGAAGUCGGGACAGCAGCAAGAUCCCGGGUUUGACCUCCGCAGCGUCGGGAAGCGAAUAUCUAAUUUAUGGAAGAGGGAGAGCGGAGGCCAACCUACUACUAUUACUACUGCUACGACUACUAAUAAUAACCAACAACGGAAUAGUAUCCUGAGCGACGCUACGGGCCAAACUACUCGCACGAGCAUUUUGACAUCGGGGAUCUCCGGAGUAGGGGAGGAAGAGGCCACGACGAGUACGAACGUAGUCGCGAGGCCGACUAUAAUACAUAUACCCAGCCGACCGGGCGAAGUGCGGCAGAUGAGCAGGAGAGUAAACGGGUCGUCGUCGUUAUUCGGCCGUCGGUCAACCAUACUAUCAUCAGGGAAUGUCGGGUUAAGGAGCCAGUCACCGGAGACAAUUUUGCAUCAAACCCCGGAGCUGCCACCAACUCUGGACGACUGCAUAAACCCUCGUGACAGCGACUCGUCGUGGGACCGGCUUGCAAGGAAUUCCUUGGGCAUCGCAUUUAAGGAUCUCCUCGCCGAGCCGGAAAAGGCCAUCUCGCGGGAGGAAUCACCAGCCGAUAUACCUCCAGAAGGUAACUGGAUGACCUACGACUUAAACCACAAUCUCCUAUCCCCAGGCCAAUGGCCGCAGCAGAACGUAUCCAUCAACAUGGUCGGCAUAGUGCGAACCUCACCUGCCAAUAUCCCGAGCGAAAUCCCUCGACUUCCACCACCCCGCACGGCGGCGGCAUUCGUAACAUCUAAAGGAGAAGAAGAAAAAAGCAAUAGAUUCUCGAUAAGACGCGGCCCGUCACAAGCAUCCCAGACCACCGUCCGCAACACGCCGUCGACCAGCUCGAGAUCGGACGUAACCUACUCGUCCCGAGACGAGCAUUCGCACUUCAGCCAUACCCGGCGGCAAGCCGCGCCCAGCGAGAGCGUAGGUCCGACGUCGUCGUCGUCGCAGACGCCCUCGAUAGAAAACGGGUGGGCGCCGCCGCCGACGCGGCCACUACCACGGACGCCGACCCAGAUGAGCACAACGAUAAGAACAAUGACAGGGCCAGGCAGGGUGCCGCUCGCAAGCCGGCCGAACCAGCUGUUCUAUGCAGCAGCAGUAGCAGCGGGGGGAGGCGGGGCGGGCACGUCGGGCGUCGAGAACAUGUCUUCGGCGACGGCGACGACGCGGUGGAAGUCGACUCGGAGCAUGAAGAGCGCCAAGAGUCUGCGGAGCGUCUGGGCUGACGAAGAUGACGAUGACGAUGACGAUGCGUGGGAGGAUAUACGUCCGCCAACGACUAUCGACGGAUGGGACGACGGCGUCGAUAGUGAUGGGAGCUUUGCGGUUCAUAUCUGACGAAUGUACUAUGAUGAAAAAAGAAGAGAUGAGGGCUGAUACCUAUUUACUUACCUCCUACUUAGCCUAACCUAACCUACCUAGCUUAAGGAUAUUAAUGACAUUAAUACGCUAUUUAAUGUGUAUUUGCUGGAACGUCACCUAUUCUAAG